Messenger RNA from Toxoplasma gondii ME49, 4071 nucleotides. RefSeq lists its product as hypothetical. NCBI's taxonomy places the organism in Eukaryota, Apicomplexa, Conoidasida, Eucoccidiorida, Sarcocystidae. The record is from RefSeq and is a predicted model, not a curated record. The transcript is spliced from 15 exons. The coding region runs from base 1 to 4071 and encodes 1356 amino acids.
AUGCGCAAAACUGCUCGUUCCGCGGAGACGCCGACGGACGACUGGCGCUCCUCUCUGCGUAGGUUCCGACGCUUCAAAUGCCGAGAAAAGAAAGACUUGCUGUCUCCUGAUACCUUUCCUUUCUGCGUCGCCCAAGAGGCGCCCAGACGGCCCUCACGUUCGCUGAAAAACAGAAAGAAGUUCUCCCUGCACCGCGAAAGACCAAGCCUGCGAGGUCACUGCUUCCUCGCCGUCGCCGGCUGCUUUGCAUUCUCCUUUGCGGCUGCUGGCGGACCAGCGCUAUCUGUCGCUGUGAACUCUGAUCUCUCUUUCUGUUCACGAACGCGCGAGAAGCAGAUUCGCUUUCGUCUUCGCUUCCUCGCGCCUUUCUUCUCUCCGUUUUCUCUUCUCUCCCCGGAACUCCUUCUCUUCGCCUCGCCGCGGUGUGUUUGGCCUUUCUCGGAUUUCUUCUCUUCCUUGAUUCCUUCCGCGGUCCUCUUCCUCUUCGCUGCUUUCUGGCUGGCUGUCCUCUUUCGCUCGACCCUCUUCGCGCGUUCCUCCGAAAUGUCUCGCGUUCUUCGAGGACUGAAGCACAUAGGACAGGGGAGCGAGAAAUACCGUUUCUCUCUCCACGUCGAGUCCGUCCACAUCAACACAAAGGCCGAGAAAACCUUCGCGACUGUCGAAUGGCUCCGAGGUCCGAAGCGCUGCCGCGGCCGGGAGGUCGUGGUGCUCUCUCGAGGCGCAAACACCGUUCGUUUCUCCUCGCAAGAGCUGGUGUUGAUUGCGACCUUGUUUCGCAGCAAGGGAGACGGCGAGAGGGGCGGAGAGAAAGAGGCUCCCUCGAAGCUGAAGAAAUUCUCUCUGCGGCGCCACAGCUCUGUGGCUUCAGAGGCAGGAGUCCCCCCACAAGCUGCGAACGCAGAGACGAGCGGCAGAGACGACACAGAGGCCUCCGCAGCUUGCGUCUACCUCCCCAAGGAAUCGAAGCUUCAGCUGGUGGAAGUCCAGGAGAGUGGGCGACGGUCCUUUCGUUCCUUUGCGUCUUCGCGGUCGCAGCUGGGGGCCUCGGCUCUGGCGUCGCCCCCGGACGCUCACCCUCCGGAGGCUUCCGGGACUUCUCUCUUUCGCCGCGGAGCCUCCAAGCCGGCGUCUGCUGAAUCUGCCAAGUUGGUCGUAGGCAGCAACGUUCUGGGCGAGUGCAGACUGGACCUUGCGCAAUUCGUCAACGGCCGAGAAGGCGACGCUGCAGACGCGCCUCAACGCGUCACGCUCCCCCUGGACAGAUGCGAAGACGCCCAGGCCUCGAUCACCUUCCUCGUCUCCUGGACGCUUCUCGGAUCGGCGGUCGACGGAGAGGACGACGACGCGGUGUCUCUGCACUCGGGACUUGUAUCGCUGGCAAGCGAAGAGACCUUUUUCAAGCAGCCUGUGUCGAGUUCUGUCGCUUCGCUGCUGCGCGUCUCCCCGGCGCCCGUUCACCCCCCCCUGGGGAAGGAGACAGGUGUCUCCUUGCCAGCGCACCAGACCGAGACAGGCGCCUCUGAAGGCCGACGGACGCUGUCGCUGUCGGUCAGCGACGCGGACGCAGCGACGCGAGGUCUCUCUCCCCAGGAGCAGCUGAGAAAUAUCUUCGCUAAGCGAGGGCCGGAGAGUCAGCGAGAGGAGGGAGACCGAGGCAGAGCACAGCAGAGGAAAGAACAGAAGGGGGAAGAGGACGGAGAGAAGAAGGAUGCAGAGGCGAAAGUCGAGAAGAACAAGGAGACAGAAGGGAAGAGCGAUGGCACUCCGAGCCGCCCUCUGGGGGCAGCGUCGGUUACCGAGAUGCUGAAGGCGCGAGAGCGAUCGAUAGCAGCGCAGAACAUGGGAGAGGACCGAGCGCGAGAAUUCCUCCCGACGCGCUCUCCAGUUCCGUCGCCGGCGUCGGAGGUCUCCACGAGAGGUAGCUCUUUGCCCGUGGCGGCGUCGCCGGCGCAGGAGCAGCGAACCGAGGCAGAGAAGCCGAAUGUCGGAGGCCAAAGCAAAACGCUUUCUUCCCUGCUUUCGCGACGCCUGAGGAAGGACGGAGUCGCCGCAGCUGCAUGCAAGGAACAGGCGACUGCCGAGGAAAGCAAAGUACUGCAGUUGCUGCAGCGCGUCUCCGACCUCGAACGGCGGAACGAAGAACACCAGCGACUUCUCGUCAAGGCGCAACAGGCCCUCGAGGCGAAGGAGAGCGCAGAGAGAGACGAGUACGAGAAAAAGAUCCGGAAUCUGUUUUCGCAAAUCGAGGAGCUGCACUCUGCUCUCGCGAAUGCUCAAGAGCAGCAACUCACCACGGUGCAGCAACUCGAGGAAGAGCGCGCGAAGGCGAAGGGUGGACGCGGAGACAAGGAGACUACGGGGAAGAAUGCCGUAUCUCCGACGGCCUACGGGACGCUGCAGGAGGAACUCAACCAGCUGAAGGCUCAGAUGAAGCAGGCGGAGCAAACGCAUGCAGAGGUGGAACUGCAGUAUCGCAUGCGGCAGAAACAACAGCAAGAAAAGAUCGACGCGCUUCAGGCGUCGUUGCAGAACCAGCAAGAGGAGGCACAUGCAGAGCGCGCCGCACUGCAGGCCUUGCUGCGAGAGCAGCAGACGACCGAGGAGAGCAAAGACGAAACGGUGCGAGUUUUGACGAAGGAGAAUCGACUGCUGGAGGAGCAACGGGAGCUUCUGCGACAACAGUGCGAGCAGACGGAACAGAAACUCUGUCAAAGUCAAGACCAUCUGAGAGAGGAGACAGCUGCGAGAGAGAAAGCCGAGCGAGAGCUGGCACACCUUCGCUCUGCUCUCGGCGACACAGACGAAGACCCCCUCCGACACCAGCUUCUGACUCUGCAGCAGGAAGUCUCUGAGUUGACAGCGACGCGAGACGAACUUCGCCGUCAGAAAGAACGCGACGAACAGGCCCACCUUCAACAGCUUCACCAGCUGCAGGAGCAGCUGCGUGUCACUCGCGACCAGCAACAGGAGCGGAUCCAUAUCGUCGAACAGGAGAAAGUGACUCUCAGAAUGCAGGUGCUGGCACUGGAGCACGAGAUCAGUUACUGUCCGAAGUCGCCUGGAGAGCGCGACUUUGCCGCGAACGAGCAGUUCGCGAAAAAGAAAAUGGGGACCUCUCUCAGCUCUUCCCUCGCCCCGUCCGCGAACCUAGGGGGAAACGCGGACGAAGCAGCGGCAGCGCGCGAGCGAAGAGAGGCCGAAAAACGCACUGCGCAGUUGAUUGAAGAACUCGAAAUGGACCUCGUGAAGACGAAGAUCGAACUGGCCUUGGCAGAACAGCAACGCGCAGAAGAUCUCGAUUUAUGCAAGAACAAAGUGGCGUCUCUCAAGGAUACGAUUCUCAGCUACGCGGCCGUCGUCUCGGAUCUUGAGGUGCAAGUUGCCGACUUGAAACUACAGGCGCAGUCGCGAGACUUCUUUUCCUCGACGGCGACGGCGCGUCGUCUGCGUCCGAUUCGUUCUCUGAAGUCUUUCUUCCGUGCAGCUUCGUCUUCGCGCUGCUCGAGUUCGCAGCAGUCUCCCCAGCAGCUGCCGCACCAAGGCGCCCUGCACGCGUCUCAGGACCAAGACGCGCGGGUGUCUCCGUCCAGCCUGUCGGGAGCGUUGUCACCUCUCAACUCGCGGCUGCGGUCUGCGCCUCCUCUCGCGGAGGGAGAAGGAACUGGUCGAGGAGAGGAGACGCGGGAGAGGCGCGCGUCUCCGCUGCCGUCGACGUACAGGAAACAGUCGUCGCAUGUGGUUGUCUUCGAUGCUGACGACCUCUCGUUCUCGUCGACUUCGCUGCUACAGAAGAGAGACCGAGACUCUCGAGGCGAAGGCGCGGACAAACGCGGAACUGGCUGUCCGCCUCUACCUGUGCAUGCGACGAAACCUCCGCCUCGUUCCGAGUCGUUUCGCUUUCGCCUCCGCUCCUCCACGCAAGCCUGCAGGCGCGAACGUUCGGAGGAAGGGAAAAUCAGCUUUUCAGGCAAAAGCCGCGAAACUGACGGACCUGCGAGCUCCGGAGAAAGCGGUUCGUGGACAUCUGGACGGCGAAGCAGGGAAGCAGAAAUGCAUGCAUGCAACUGA